AUGGCUCCUAGAUAUCUAAAGAAAGGGUCAGCAGCCGAAAACUCUACUAAUACCCUCUCUCUUGAAGUGGGUUCCAUUGUCAAAGAAGUCAUCGACGACAUUCGGCAGAAUGGCGAUGAUGCUGUUCGAAAAUACUCGGGAAAGUUCGACAAGUGGUCGCCGCAAUCGUUCAAGCUGUCCAAGGAACAGAUCGACGCUGCGAUAACUGCAGUUCCAAAGCACACGAUAGAAGAUAUCAGGCAGGUGCAGGCAAACGUCAGGCAAUUCGCUCAAGCUCAGAGAGAUUCUAUUCGCGAUUUCGAGCUCGAGACACAACCGGGCGUGUUUUUAGGUCAAAAAAAUGUUCCUAUUGCAGUUGUUGGAGCAUAUAUCCCUGGUGGUCGAUACCCCCUUUUGGCAUCGGCACACAUGACCAUCCUUACCGCAAAGGUCGCCGGUGUCCCGCAUGUUAUAGGUGCCACUCCACCCAUCGCCGACCAAAUACCAAAUUCUACUGUGGCUGCAAUGCAUAUGGCUGGGGCUGACGAAAUAUUCAUUCUUGGUGGUGUUCAAGCCGUCGCAGCUAUGGCCAUUGGGACAGAGACGAUUCGCAAGGUUGACUUCAUCGCCGGUCCUGGCAAUGCUUUCGUAGCAGAAGGUAAAAGACAGCUAUUUGGAGAGAUCGGUAUCGACCUGUUUGCUGGACCAACUGAGAUUCUCAUCAUCACCGACGAAACAGCCGAUCCCUUUACUGUUGCAACUGAUAUCCUUUCCCAGGCAGAACACGGCCCGGACUCGCCGGGAAUCAUUCUCACAACUUCUGAGGAAGUAGGACGAAAGGCAAUAGCGUUCAUUGACGAACUGCUGAAAGAGUUGCCGACCGCGCCGCUAGCAGGAACAUCAUGGAAAGCAUAUGGAGAAGUAAUCGUGGUGGACUCAAUAGACGAAGCAUGGAAAGUGGCCGACGAGAUUGCGAGCGAGCAUGUUCAGGUCUUCACCAGGAACCCAAGGGAUGCAUUGGAAAAAAUGUCUGCAUAUGGCGCUCUGUUCUUGGGUGAGAACACCUGUGUGUCCUAUGGUGAUAAGUGCAUUGGAACAAAUCAUGUUCUCCCUACAAGGAAAGCGGCAAAGUAUACUGGUGGACUAUGGGUCGGCAAGUUCUUGCGAACUUGCACCUACCAGGAAGUCAAGAACUCAGAGGCCAGCGGAGAGUUGGGUCGUCUUUGCGGAAGGGCGGCCAGGGCAGAGAACUUCGAAGGCCAUGCCCGUUCGGGAGAUCUAAGAGUGCAAAGGUACUUGAAGGAUGAGUAUAGCUGGAUCAGAAAAGCCGGAGGACCUUCGGUGACAAAAAGGGCGAUGAUCUAG
Molecule: messenger RNA, 1344 nt
Organism: Pyrenophora tritici-repentis Pt-1C-BFP
Lineage: Eukaryota; Fungi; Ascomycota; Dothideomycetes; Pleosporales; Pleosporaceae
Product: HisD, Histidinol dehydrogenase
Biological process (GO): L-histidine biosynthetic process
Cellular component (GO): cytoplasm; cytosol
Molecular function (GO): histidinol dehydrogenase activity; metal ion binding; NAD binding
Source: RefSeq, a predicted model, not a curated record